Messenger RNA from Protopolystoma xenopodis, 270 nucleotides. The record is from the annotation of a GenBank genome assembly. NCBI's taxonomy places the organism in Eukaryota, Metazoa, Platyhelminthes, Monogenea, Polystomatidea, Polystomatidae.
AUGCGUGGACAAUUAGUUUAUAGCACCGAUGAUGUCUGUCGCAUGACGGGCAAAAGCUCAUCACGGAUGGCUCGGAGUCGCAGAACGGUUAGCCGAGGUUGCUUUAGCACAAGCCAACAGUCACGUGUCCGAGGCAACCUUUCUUCGGUAUUGGGUGUGGCCAAUUUACAACUCUAUUCCGACCGCUUUGUCAAACGGACUGAAAGGUUUGUCAACAUCAAAUAUGCAUUUGUCGUUGCAAUAGACGAAGCUACUUGCUACUUGUUUUGA